AUGCACCCACGGCUUCAGUGUUCAUCCACUGGUGCCGACUUUUUUUGCCAGGGCAUUUGUGCACGCUUUUCCCUCCAAUGUUUAUUUUUUUUUUACACAGGAGGCAACGGGUGGGCAUUCGUGAGUGCUGCGGCGGGCUUUUGUUGCCCUCGCCGGGACGCGCUUAACGGCGGCAGCUCCAUGACUUUGUGCACAAAAGGAAUGGGACUUUCUCCGGAUUUUCACCGCAGGCGCAUGCCAUGGACGGCCGAAAAAGAGUGUGUGCCCGGUGUUGUUCAUAGCUCCAAGGAAAAGAUGGUGUUGGAUGGCGCACGACGAGUGGAUGUGGAUUGUGUUGACCGUGCAUCGCAGGUGUAUUCGCUGGAGGCAUUGUGGGCGACUGUGGCCAGUUACGAGUACAAUACAUUUAGACAGAAGAACAUUUUAAAUUGGUCUCUCAGGCGGAAUCAAUGUACUUGGGCAAUGGGCUUACCGCGAGGAUUGGCAGGAGGGGACGCACGACGAGGACGCCACUCGCACCGCCAUUCAUUUCCGUCGCCACGGCAGCAACACAGCCUCAUGAGACUACACUCCUUGCGGAUUUUCCGGGGUGGCAUGCACUGUUCUGUUUGUCGUCUUUGUUUCCCCAUCCCGAGCGUCGGUGCAGACUCCCUCGUCGAUGCAAGUUCCUAUCGAUUGCGGACACACCCAUUGAUUGAUGCGGCCGACACCCAGCCCAUUGCUGGUGCUUCUGGCAUGACUGCCGCACCGCCCCAGCAGCUGGUGCAGUGGAACUGGGGACGAGAACACGGCAGAACAAGUUCAAUCGGAUGGUGCUGGCAGCCCUGUCAGCGUCUCGCCGACCCCAGCGACCUACCCACACCACAAGCGAGCACAGAAACCGACGGGACAGGGAAGGCAUCAACGGACUGUCAGGACACCAGUUGUCUUUCCACAUCACUCUCAGUCAAGAAACCGGAAGAAUUCACAACAACAUCAUUCACCAGCAAUGAGAAAGGAACAACGACCACCGCCGACAGCGACAGUAGCACCGCGGUCUUCUACACACCACCUCCCCUCUUUUGCGUCUUAUUUUCACGUUUGCGUGCUGCUGCUGCUGCAGUGGUGCCCAGGCCUGCAUGA
Molecule: messenger RNA, 1122 nt
Organism: Trypanosoma cruzi
Lineage: Eukaryota; Euglenozoa; Kinetoplastea; Trypanosomatida; Trypanosomatidae
Exons: 1
Coding region: 1-1122 (373 amino acids)
Source: RefSeq, a predicted model, not a curated record